AGAGACAGAGGCCGAAGGAGGGAUGGUGACAGGGAUAGGGAGCGCGAUAGGUCUAGAGGGAGAGACAGAGAUCCCAUCGGCCGAGAUAACAGGGAGCGGGGUCGCGACGACUCACGAGACAGGAACCGUGGAAGUGAUGCUGCUCGAGACAGGGACCGAGGCCGUGAGCAUUCUCGGGAGAGAGACCGCGGCCGCGGCUCCUCUCGUGACAGGGACAGGGGUCGGGAUGAGAGAGAUCGGACGAGGGGUAGGGAUCGUGACUCUUUUGACAACACGCGAGACAGAACUCGCCAAUCGGGCGGCCAGGGUCAGGGAAGGCCCAUCUAACAACGGCCCAAUGAUGCAGCCGAUGGGAGGAAAUCUGCCGAUGAUGCAGCCUAUGGGCGUGCCCGGGGCUCCCAUGUUCCCUCCCCAGGGUGCUGGGCAUGGGCAAAUGGUGUUCACGACAACUCAGCGGCCCCAGCCCAAGCUGCCAGGGCCGCACACUCGCACGUACAACAUUCUGCCCAUGAUUUCGUUCAAGGCGUUCAUGGCGGAGCAGCGCGACGAUGUGACACCAGAGGAAUGCAACCAACGCUACGACGAGUACAAGGCCGAUUACGUGCAACGUCUGACACACAGCUUCAUUGAUGUACACUGCAAAGAAGAAUGGUUCCUCGAACGGUACCACCCAAAGAAAGCUGAAUCAACGAGGAACGCCAAACAGAAGUGGGUGGAGAAGGAGUCGGCCGUUUUCGGGGAGCAGCUACGGGCCAACCCGCGGUUGUUCAUCGCCAGCGCUUCGCUUGAUCCUAUUUCCGAGGAACAGCGCUGGGGUGGCAUGGAUAAACGCAAGAAGCGCCCCCGCAACUCGAGUCGGGAGGACGCUUCGGUUGACGCUAUGGAAGAAGACGUGGAUCAACCGGGCGAGACCAUGCCUCAGGACGAUAAAGACGAUGGCGACGCCGACUACGACGUGGAUGCGAAGGAGAUUUCCGCACACUCCGACAAGGUGGCCUUCAUUCGCCGGAUCCCUGCGUGGGUGUCGACGGACGAGCUUGGACGUCAGAUUAUUGAGGAAGCGCCCCAGCACGAACGCAUUGUUUGCUCGGACGCCGCGAACACACGCAACGACGACUUCGCCCGCUCAGCGUACAUCAUCUACGAUACGCCUGAGAAAGCGACGAAGGCUGUGCAGCAGCUGAACAAGAUGCGCAUCUAUCAAAAUUCUAAACCCAAAACCAAAAUCGCCAAGAAGCAGAGUGGAGACGGGAGGUACUUCGAGCUGAAGGUAUUUUCCUACCAGCCGCGCAGCCAGAACUCGGUGGAUCACGACUUCUCCACGGCGAACCGUAUCGCUCAUGACACCAAGCAGAGCCUGAAGGUUGCGAAGGCGCUUGACGAGGAAUUUCGUCGGGCCGAAAGCACCGACGGCAUCACGGCGCUUCUCGCGGAGCCAGAGGUCCAGGCUGCGCUUACAUCGUCGUCAUCAGGGGCUGCCCAACUAGAUCUGGUGUGCGCUUACAUGAAGCGUGUCUAUUUCUACGUGUACUACCGGGGGCAGCAGUGCAGGGACGAGGGGGACAUGAUCGCCUCUAGGGGAGCAGGUCGCGGUGUUCCGGCGGCAUCCAAGGAGGAAAUUCAAGCGGCAAGCCAAGCGAAGGCCAUGAGCAAGGCAGACGCCGUGGAAGGCACGAAUGGAAACGGUGUUGUGGAAGCAAGUGUGGGUUCAACCGACAAGGGCGAGACGGGGCAGACCAGCAGACGUGGAUCCGGAACAGACUCUGUGGACGCUCGUUCCGCUGACCGGAUUAAGCAGGCAAAAAAUGCAGAGGAGACGCGCAAGAAAGAUCAGGCGUUCGUUGAGCGCUACGAUGAGCGCGUCAAAGCGGUGCGAAGCAUACCUGCGUUCAGUGUCGGAUUGAUGCACUCAGAGCUCUUCAAGGCCCCGGAGUUCGUCCACAAGCAUCUGGUCAACAAACAUCCUGAGAAGUACAAGCUCGUACUCGAUCAGGUGGCGGACCCGUUCGUGCGCGAGUUACUAAUGGCAGAUGACAACAAGCCCCUGCCUAACAUCGUGGCGGACGCGAACACCCCUCCCGUGGUGCUUUUACCGGGCGCAAUGGCGAUGGGUGGGACGCUUGGAGCCAUGCCUCAGGGCCCGCCUCCUAUGGGCGCUCCGGGGUUCCCGAUGAUGGGCGGCGGUAUGCCGAUGGGCAUGGGGGGCAUGAUGGGGCCGAUGGUCCCGGGUCAGAUGGGCGGUAUGGGCGACUUUCCGAUGCAGAUGCCGAUGCCGCCGGGGGCGGUGGAGGUUUCCGUGGCAGAGGCGGUCCCGGGGGGCGUUUCGGAGGACGAGGCAUGGGGAGGGUGGACAGCAUGCUGGAGCCGACGGGACCGAGGGACCCAAGGAGCCUCGUAUCUUACGUUGACGUGGAUGCCCCGAAGGUAG
This is a messenger RNA of Ectocarpus sp. CCAP 1310/34, 2428 nucleotides long. The record is from the annotation of a GenBank genome assembly. Lineage: Eukaryota; Phaeophyceae; Ectocarpales; Ectocarpaceae.